AUGGAUUUACGAGAGCUUUCGACAAACGAUGCUACAAAAAACAACGAAAAGCAAGUGAUGCAAUCAUCGCCGACUCUACAACACAACAUAAACCAAUCCCGUACGGUGGCAAGAGUUCAAUCCGUUGAUUCGGACGAUCCACCACGCUGUACCGUCCAGUGCAAAGAGUGUGGAAAAUGGUUCCUCGAUAACUACUUCCUUCAUCGGCACGAGUUAGUUCACACCAAGGAAAAACCUCACAAGUGUGUCAAAUGUUCGAAAGCUUUCACACAGAAGACAAGUCUUGCGACACACAUGCUAAUCCAUUUACGAGAGAAAAAGUUCCAGUGUAGCCUCUGUCCGAUGAAGUUUGUACAGAAAAAUAAUCUUGCUACACAUGUAAAGCUACGACAUCCAGCGCUUGGCGAUCCGGUAUUACAAAACGGGUUUCUCUGCCAGAAGUGUCCUUCGGCCUUUAAAUGUGCCGGUCGGUUACGAGUACACCGAGCGCGCAUUCACGGUGAGAUGGUAAUGUUUGACCAGUGUUUAAAACCUACAACGGCAACGACCAACAGCAAAUCGCAAUCGUCCAGUGCUGACAAUAAGGAUGAUAAUAAUACAACGUCUUCGAAAGAAGAUUCUUCUGCUUCAAACACAGCACAACAAGUGGAACACGAUGGAGAAAUAGUACAUAAAAUUAUUAAAAGUCGCCGAACCGAGCACAUGAAAGGCAGAACGAAAGGGCGACCGUACGUGUGUGAAGUAUGCAAGGCAGCAUUUAAAAAACCACAAUACCUCUCCCAGCACAUGAUUUCCCAUACCGGUAUUCGACCGCACCGGUGUAAUGUCUGCAACAAGACGUUCUCCUCCAAACAGUCCUACAGCACGCACAUGAAGUUGCAUUCGAACACCGUUCGAUUGUUCAACUGUGCUGAAUGUGAGGAAUCGUUUAAUCGCUCUGCGGCGCUGAAAAGGCACCAGACAAUGAUACAUAGCGCACUGCAGUAUGUUUUUCGUUGUCCAUAUUGCGAUAUUCCCUUCCGGUGGCUACAUAAUGCCCGCUUUCACAUUAAAACGUUUCACUUGAAGAAGGAAUCAGAAAUUGAGGAAACUUUACUUGAACCGAUCAAAGAAGGCGUGGCAAACAAGCAAUAUCAACCAGCCAAACUCUACCGACCUGAGUACUGUUCGAUGUACUUGAAAAACAACCUGACACUGCCAAAUUCCGGAAAGUUGCGAUGAUUGUAACGCAUGAUACGGGUGCAGGAUUCGUGCUCUAUCAGGAAGGCAUUGGACUUCGUUUUCAACCAUGGGAAACAUGAGAAUAGCUGAAUCAAGUGAAGAUCUACUUGAUGCACCGAUGCAUCCGUCGCAACAGCGCCAAUAUGCGAAACAAGUGCCUUAAACUUAUUACUUCGCAGACCCACAGUGACUGAUUAUUGCGCCCAUUUAUCUAGGUGCUUCUAGACGAUAUGUUCCCUGCUUCAAUUCGUAAUCUUUUUUGGUAAAUUUGUGCACCACACGAUGGUGCUAUCCACCAGCGAGUUUGACGUAGCAUUUGCUUGUAAUUUUAUAACUAUUUGUCUAUGUUCAGAGGUUACUACAGCGGCGGAUCAAAUGGUAGGCGGAGUAGGCGGUCGCCUAGGGCCUUGCCAUGUUGGGGGCCCAACAAAUUUGUGCCGAUUGUGCGAUUUUUGGAAAUUUAAAAGUAGAGUUAAUUUAUAGCA
Molecule: messenger RNA, 1706 nt
Organism: Anopheles moucheti
Lineage: Eukaryota; Metazoa; Arthropoda; Insecta; Diptera; Culicidae
Product: zinc finger protein 594-like
Cellular component (GO): nucleus
Source: RefSeq, a predicted model, not a curated record